AUGCCUGACUACCUAGGGGAGGACCAGCGUCGUGUCAAAGACGACAAUGGGAAGGAAAAGCCUUUCCAAGCUUUAGAUGAAAGUGAUAUUGCCUUACUGAAGACUUACGGCGUUGGCCCAUAUACCAAACAAAUUAAGCUCACUGAAGAAGAAAUUGAAAAGGAAUUUAAAACGGUCAAUGAGUUAACAGGUGUCAAAGAAAGUGACACAGGUCUUGCUCAUCCUGCUUUAUGGGAUGUUAUGGCUGACGCUAGGGCAAUGAAAGAAGAACAAGCUCUUCAAGUUGCACGCUGCACUAAAAUUAUUACUUCAACCGAAGACGAAGAAGAUAUAAAAUUUGUUAUUAACGUCAAACAAAUUGCAAAGUUUGUUGUUGGAUUAGGCGAUCGUGUUUCGCCUACUGAUAUUGAUGAAGGCAUGAGAGUAGGCGUCGAUCGGAAUAAGUAUCAAAUUCAAAUUCCCCUUCCGCCGAAAAUCGAUGCGGCGGUCACCAUGAUGCAAGUUGAAGAGAAGCCGGACAUUACGUACAACGACGUUGGAGGCUGCAAAGAACAAAUUGAAAAACUGAGAGAAGUUUUAGAAUUGCCUCUUCUUCACCCUGAACGGUUUGUGAAUUUGGGAAUCGAGCCCCCCAAGGGCGUCUUACUAUACGGCCCUCCAGGCACCGGAAAGACGCUUAGCGCACGCGCUGUUGCCAACCGCACCGACGCCUGCUUCAUUCGCGUGAUUGGAAGCGAACUAGUACAGAAGUACGUGGGAGAGGGCGCUCGAAUGGUUCGUGAGUUGUUCGAAAUGGCUCGAACGAAAAGGGCGUGUUUGAUCUUUUUUGAUGAGAUUGAUGCUGUGGGUGGCGCAAGGGCGGACGAUUCUUACGAUGGAUCGGGUGGUGACCACGAGGUUCAGAGAACCAUGCUCGAGCUGAUUAACCAGCUGGACGGCUUUGACCCUCGUGGAAACAUCAAAGUCCUUAUGGCGACCAACCGUCCUGACACGCUCGACCCCGCCCUUAUGCGCCCUGGUCGUCUGGACAGAAAAGUUGAGUUUGGUCUUCCAGACUUGGAGGGGAGAACACACAUUUUCAAGAUCCAUGCUCGAUCGAUGAGUGUUGAUCGGAGUAUUCGAUUCGAACUUCUGGCCCGGUUGUGUCCGAACAGCACCGGCGCAGAAUGUCGAAGCGUCUGUACGGAAGCCGGCAUGUUCGCCAUACGCGCGCGGCGGAAGAUUGCCACCGAAAAAGACUUUUUAGAUGCCGUAAACAAAGUCGUAAAGGAAUACGCUAAAUUCAGCUCUACUCCUCGCUACAUGGCUUAUAACUAAGAUCCGUUAACUGUAGAGUGGCAAUAAAAAAUUCGUAUGACAAUAUAUUUUUAAGAGGUAUUAAAAGCGAUUGAAGAAGGCGUCAUAGGCUUGUAUUGUAAAAGCCUAUUUUAAGUACAACUUUUACUCUGAGCUUGCUACCCAUUCACUUCU
This is a messenger RNA of Zophobas morio, 1470 nucleotides long. Its product is annotated as 26S proteasome regulatory subunit 7-like. Gene Ontology annotation, cellular component: proteasome regulatory particle, base subcomplex. Gene Ontology annotation, molecular function: ATP hydrolysis activity; proteasome-activating activity; ATP binding. Lineage: Eukaryota; Metazoa; Arthropoda; Insecta; Coleoptera; Tenebrionidae. The transcript has 10 exons. Gene Ontology annotation, biological process: proteasome-mediated ubiquitin-dependent protein catabolic process. The record is from RefSeq and is a predicted model, not a curated record. The coding region runs from base 1 to 1317 and encodes 438 amino acids.